Molecule: messenger RNA, 374 nt
Organism: Rhagoletis pomonella (apple maggot)
Lineage: Eukaryota; Metazoa; Arthropoda; Insecta; Diptera; Tephritidae
Product: cuticle protein 16.5-like
Exons: 2
Coding region: 97-372 (91 amino acids)
Source: RefSeq, a predicted model, not a curated record
CGAGGGUUUGUUGACAACUGGCAACACAAUUCGCAAAAGUCUAAAAGUCUUCAGUUGUUAAGAAGUGUCAAACUUAAGAAAAAACAAAUCUUCAAAAUGUUCAAAUUGUUCACUGUCUGCUUCCUUGCUCUCUUCGCUGUCGCUUUCGCUGCUGCUAAGCCCGGUAUAUUGGCUGCCCCAGCUGCCCUUGCCUACACCGCCCCAGUAGCUGCUCCAGUAGCCUACACCGCCGGUUAUGCGCCCUACAUUGCUCCCUAUGCCAGCAGCUAUUCGGCUCAUUCGAUUGCCCACUCUGCCGCCUACCCAGCGGCUUAUGCCGCCGCUCCAGUUGUUGCCGCAGCCGCGCCCGCCGUUGCUGUGCUGCGAAAAUAGAG